Molecule: messenger RNA, 513 nt
Organism: Protopolystoma xenopodis
Lineage: Eukaryota; Metazoa; Platyhelminthes; Monogenea; Polystomatidea; Polystomatidae
Source: the annotation of a GenBank genome assembly
AUGAUGCCUGAUGCUGAGCUAGCGUUUGAGGAUUUUGGAAAAAUUCCAAUGGCAUUGCCCGCGCUCACUGUUAACGCCUCCAUCUCAGACUCCGAUAUUCCCCCAUUUCGUGGUUUACUUGGCCUAUUUAUCCUCAUUGGUGGCCGGCAGCACAUUACUAGUUUAUCUGAUACAAAUACAGCACCUUCAAAACCAGCAAAUUUACAAAGUAUCCUCAUUUCCACGCCAUCAACGAUCUCGAGUAACUCUAAACUUUCAUUGUUUAAGGAGUCCACUGACAUAGCUGCCUUAGCUAUUAUUGAAGGAGGCCAGGAGAAGAAUAGCACUACCAGAAAUAGAUAUGUUCGAGCUGUCGGUCAACAGAGCCUGGCCUUACCUCUAGACGGAAUGGCAGAACUUUUGUCACGAAAUAUGGAAGAAGAGCUAUUCACUAACCGUCCAUGCUCUCGUUUCGUCUGGAUACCCUGCCUUGAUUGCAUCAACACGAAACUAGAUGUCUGGCAGACUGACUGA